GCUUGUGAGCCAAUGAGAGCGUCGGGCGGACAAUCGGGUCUCUGUCUAUAAAAGGGUGAGGCGUCGGCGUUGGAGUACAGUUUCCUGGCUGCGAACGUCCAUCUGUCUGCGUUUUCGUGAUGUCCGGCCGUGGCAAGCAAGGAGGCAAGGCCCGCGCCAAGGCCAAGUCGCGGUCGUCCCGCGCCGGGCUGCAGUUCCCGGUGGGGCGCGUGCACCGGCUGCUGCGCAAGGGCAACUACGCGGAGCGCGUGGGCGCCGGCGCGCCGGUGUACAUGGCGGCCGUGCUGGAGUACCUGACGGCCGAGAUCCUGGAGCUGGCGGGCAACGCGGCCCGCGACAACAAGAAGACCCGCAUCAUCCCGCGCCACCUGCAGCUGGCCAUCCGCAACGACGAGGAGCUCAACAAGCUGUUGGGCAAAGUGACGAUCGCGCAGGGCGGCGUCCUGCCCAACAUCCAGGCCGUGCUGCUGCCCAAGAAGACGGAGAGCCACCAUAAGGCGAAGGGCAAGUGAGGCUGCUGCUCGCGCCAGCCCGAGUCUCCGGGAUACCCCCCCCCCCCCCAGCAAACCCACAAAAAGGCUCUUUUCAGAGCCACCCACCGAAUCAGAUAAAGAGUUGUGUCACAGCCGGUCGUGUGGCCUUUCCGGCCCAGCCCCAAGAGUAAGA
Molecule: messenger RNA, 666 nt
Organism: Arvicanthis niloticus (Nile rat)
Lineage: Eukaryota; Metazoa; Chordata; Mammalia; Rodentia; Muridae
Product: histone H2A type 2-A
Cellular component (GO): nucleosome
Molecular function (GO): protein heterodimerization activity; structural constituent of chromatin; DNA binding
Source: RefSeq, a predicted model, not a curated record